Molecule: messenger RNA, 1348 nt
Organism: Mugil cephalus (flathead mullet)
Lineage: Eukaryota; Metazoa; Chordata; Actinopteri; Mugiliformes; Mugilidae
Product: rRNA 2'-O-methyltransferase fibrillarin-like
Exons: 2
Coding region: 1-996 (331 amino acids)
Biological process (GO): box C/D sno(s)RNA 3'-end processing; rRNA methylation
Cellular component (GO): nucleolus; Cajal body; small-subunit processome
Molecular function (GO): histone H2AQ104 methyltransferase activity; rRNA methyltransferase activity; RNA binding
Source: RefSeq, a predicted model, not a curated record
AUGACAGUCCGGGCUGGUUCACGGCUAAACGGAGGAGGAGGCGGAGGAGGAGGAGGAGGAGGAGGAGGAGGAGGAGGAGGAGGCCGCGGCGGCCGAGGAGGCUUCGGAGACCGAGGAGGCUUCGGAGACCGGGGCGGACGAGGAGGCUUCAGAGGGGGGAGAGGAGGAAGCUUCAGGUCCCCGGACGGUGGAGGAUUCCGGGGCCGAGGAGGCGGCAGAGGGACCCCGAGAGGCCGCGGCGGCGGCCGAGGCGGCGGCCGCGGAGGCUUCGGAGGAGGCAAGAAGGUCCUGAUCGAGCCCCACAGACACGAGGGGGUGUUCAUCUGCAGGGGGAAGGAGGACGCCCUGGUCACCAAGAACAUGGUGGUGGGGGAGUCCGUGUACGGGGAGAAGCGGAUGAGCGUGGAGGAGGGCGACACGAAGAUCGAGUACAGAGCGUGGAACCCGUUCCGCUCCAAACUGGCCGCAGCCAUCUUAGGGGGGGUGGACCAGAUCCACAUCAAGCCCGGGGCUAAGGUCAUGUACCUGGGGGCCGCCUCCGGCACCACCGUGUCCCACGUGUCGGACAUCGUGGGUCCGGACGGGCUCGUGUACGCCGUGGAGUUCUCGCACCGCUCGGGCCGCGACCUCCUCAACGUGGCCAAGAAACGCACCAACAUCAUCCCGAUCAUCGAGGACGCGCGGCACCCGCACAAGUACCGCAUGCUGGUGGGCAUGGUGGACGUGAUCUUCGCCGACGUGGCGCAGCCGGACCAGACCAGGAUCGUGGCGCUGAACGCCCACAACUUCCUGAAGAACGGGGGCCACUUCGUGAUCUCCAUCAAGGCGAACUGCAUCGACUCCACCGCGGCCCCGGAGGCCGUGUUCGCCUCGGAGGUCAAGAAGAUGGGGGCCGAGAACAUGAAGCCGCAGGAGCAGCUGACGCUGGAGCCGUAUGAGAGGGACCACGCGGUGGUGGUGGGCACCUACAGACCCGCACCCAAGACCAAGAAAUGAGCCCCCACAGACUCCCCCCGGCCCCCCCUUAAACCCUGUACUGUCUUAUUAAUGCCCCCCUCCCUCCAGACAAACAUUAGGCCCUGGACCACGUGGGGAGGCCCCCCAGGUCCAGGUCCAGGUCCAGGUCCAGGUCCAGGUGUCCCCCCUUCACUCUGAUUGAAAGCUUUUAUUUUUCUUUUUCUUUUAAUUGUUUCUGACGGACUCGAGGCAGGAGACAGACUUUAUUCCUGACUUUAUUCCUGUGAAGCGUCCGUGUCUCAGAUCUCAUGUGUUUGUUGACAUGAAGUUUGUUUUGAUAAAAGAUUCUUGUUUGUUGAAAAAAAUAAAAAGAAAACAGGAAAAAAAAAGA